UGGCUGUGUUUAGAUUCAGUAUAGGUUUUCAAGUUAUAUAAUUAUCAAUUAUAGAAGCUAUCGCCAUCUACUGUUCUCCUGGCUGCUUUCUUGAUAAAUGCCUCACACUUUGACAACCCUAACCAAAAACUUCGUACUUUCAGUCCCCCGGUCAAAAUUAAAACUCACGUCAAGGUCGACCUUGGGGCCCGACAUGAAUAUCGAUGGGCCAUCCAGUGUUCCAGUUCCGAGCGGAUUGACCCACCCAGCUCAAAGUUCGGGCAACAUUGUCCAAACGGCCACGACGCCCAUCACCGUGUGCUUGAUUGAAGAUCCACGGUUGUUGGCCGUGGCCGACGAUCUGCCCGCUAUUCGAGGACGAGCCUCCCGAGUAUCUAGUCUGUUGCGAAGCUAUGGUAUCACUUCCCAAUUGCAAGUGAUACCCGCCCCUUUGGCCUCGGUGGAAGAUCUGAAUGCCUUUCACUCUUGGGAUUAUCUGGAAGUCUUGCAAAAGUUGGAAGCCGAUGACGAGUUGCCGGAUGAAGUGCUGGAUGACUACGGACUUUUGCACGAUUGUCCAAUUUUGCCUAAAAUCUUGACCGUUUGUCGGGUCUUAGGAGGAGGCUCCAUCAAAGCGGCCCAAUGUCUGGCCAACGGCUCUGGCCAAGUGAGUGUUAAUUGGCAUGGAGGCUGGCAUCACGCCCAACGGGAUCAUGCCGCGGGGUUUUGUUAUGUCAACGACGCGGUCCUAGCCAUUCUCGAGCUGAAGAAGACCUUCAGUCAUGUCCUGUAUUUGGAUUUAGAUAUUCACCAUGGGGAUGGGGUGGAAAAUGCCUUUGCCUUUACGCCCAACGUUUUUGUGGCCUCCAUUCAUUUGUGGGAAUCCGGUUUCUAUCCCGGAUCGGGCACGGCCGAAGAUCAAGGUCUAGGGCGAGGCCAAGGAUUUUCCUUGAAUGUACCUCUGAAACGCGGCACCACGGAUGAAAGGUUUACUCGCACAUGCCAAAGAUUAGUUGACCGAAUAUUGGAAAAAUUUCAACCCGACGCGAUUGUUUGUCAACUCGGUUGCGAUGGUCUGAACGGUGAUCCUUUAGGUGGAUUUAACCUUACCCAAGAAGCGUAUGUGAAUUGUGUGGCCAUUUUGAAGCGCUUGGAAAAGCCACUGCUUCUUCUAGGCGGAGGGGGCUAUAUCUGGACUAAGGCUGCCAUUACUUGGACGUCAGUCAUGGCUUCCAUUAUGUCCGUUCAUCUGCCGUUAGAUAUCCCCGAGGAUGAUUUGUAUUUCUUAGAGUACGGGCCGAGUUACGACCGUUUGAUAACCAAGAGUAAUAUCAAAGAUGAAAAUUCUGACCUUAAAAGUAAGUCCGGUAAUUAUGGUCAAAAUCUUAUUUCAUGACCGUUAGCAGCAGUUCUUUGGCGAAUUAUUUUACAAUAGAUUCAAUUAAUACCACCACAAUGUCGGUUAUUCGAAUUUCAUGUUUCUUGUGUACUGUGAAUACAUCAACUGGAAAUAGUUGCAGACCAACCGUCA
This is a messenger RNA of Tigriopus californicus, 1510 nucleotides long. RefSeq names its product histone deacetylase 8-like. The transcript has 6 exons. The coding region runs from base 98 to 1375 and encodes 425 amino acids. NCBI's taxonomy places the organism in Eukaryota, Metazoa, Arthropoda, Copepoda, Harpacticoida, Harpacticidae. The record is from RefSeq and is a predicted model, not a curated record. Gene Ontology annotation, molecular function: histone deacetylase activity.